Trichobilharzia regenti is the source of this 4788-nucleotide messenger RNA. The record is from the annotation of a GenBank genome assembly. NCBI's taxonomy places the organism in Eukaryota, Metazoa, Platyhelminthes, Trematoda, Strigeidida, Schistosomatidae.
UGUAGUGAUUUCAGCUAUUUCGCCAUUAUUUGUUGUUCAUCAUGAAUCUGGUGAAUCAACUGAAAAGUCGCUAUCUGCUUUUUAGUUGUACUUAAGCCCAGUCUGUUCGAAAAGGCUCACUUUUUUAAACUAAAACUCUUGGAUUCGUUAUUCAGACACUCCUCAUCUACCAUAGCAUUUAUCUUAAAACAAUGCAGAGUAAUAUUUUCGUUACCUAUCCGAUUUCUAUGUCAAACUACCCGUGCAAUGCAUCAGCAUCAACAUCGCUAUGAAAUUGGCCAAAAGCUUUUGUGUUUCGAGCCUGACAGUUCUAAGGCCAAGCUAAUUUACUUUGCCAAGAUAUUAAAACAGGUCCCUGAAGGACCUACAGAUAUUCCACACUAUACUGUCCAUUUCCAUGGUUGGAAGUGCAAAUGGGAUCGCGAAGUUGGAGAAGAUUUACUCCUUGAAAAUAAUGAGUUUAACAGAAUGCUAAAAAGGAAGAUUGACGAAGUUGCUCAAAAUGUGCGUGGAAGAAUUCGGCGUAAACAACGCAUUGAUAUGAUUCUAGAAACUGCAGCGCUAAGUGGUGAUGAUAUCAACUGGGAUAAAGUUCCAGGUAUUUGGAAAGGAAAUAAAUUGCGUAGAUCUUGUCAUAGGUCUGUGUCAAGUGAAAGUAAUAAAGAUAAAACACUUCCCAACUCGCCGACAUUAGGAGAAAACAUUCCAGUUUUGGAUGAAUUCUUCUCAUCAGUGUUAGGUCAAGAAGAGUCAACACAACUGCAGUUCGAACAACUUCAGGUACACAAACCUUAUAUGGUAUCUUUAGAUUUUCCACAAAAUCUUCGAAGCAUACUACAGUCUCACACAGAUGCUAGUGAUUUGGGAAUGAAUGUGUCCAAGAUGUUCCAUUAUUGGUGCUCUGUUCUUCAACUUCUCCAGAAAUAUGUCGAUGGAUUUCCGUAUACUGGACUUAAUAUAACAACACUGCUUGGUUGUUGUAGUUCUUCAAAUGAAACUGUUUCAGAUCGUGUUUCACGUAUUAUGAAUCCGUUAUUUACUCAAACUGAUCAAAAUCGAUUAAUUUGUGCAGAAGUUUGUUCCAGCCUGCGUAUACUAUUUGAUUUCACUCUAAGAGAUUACCUCCUACUGCCUAGUGAGAAGUCAAGAUCAACUAACAACGUUCAGUUGUAUCAAAGUGGUAUGGCGUUCGGUGUAAAUUUUCCACACGGUCCAAAUGAUAUUCAAUCUAUUUAUCGGUUCGCUUCACCUCGAUAUGAAUUACUGCCAAAUUCUGAGGCAGUGAAAAAUCCAAAACUGCCUUGUUUAAACUAUCCACCGCAUUUCCUUUUACGAUUAUUCACUAUUCUUCCAACACUUCUGGAUGGGAUGCAGUUAACACUUUGUCGACGAGCUAUAAUUCAUCGACAUUUAUACAUGUUUAUGCAUUAUGUAGAUAAAACUUCUAAAUUCUGGUUUGGAAAAAUUUGGUUAACUGAUAUGGAUAUAAGUCCAGUCCCACUGAAAAUGGAACAACCAUCUAUUCAGACUACAGCUUCUGAAUCUUCAGGUGAUACAGAACCGUUAACUCUUAGUAAUAAUAAUAAUAAUAAUAAUAAAUCACUAAGGCGAACAACACGAAAUGCUCCAAAAUCUCAUCUAUGCUGUAAAUGUGAACUAUCCGAAUCAUUGAUGCGAACAAAAACUUCCCAUGUCAAUGUAUCACCUACUAUCACAUUGAAUACUCAAUCGUUAAGUGUCAGUAUAAAUAUACCACAGAUAUCAAAAGAAACGACUCUCGGAUCACCGACAAGAUCAACGCUGACAACAAUUUCAGGGAUGACUAUAAAAGAAGUAUCAGCGUCAACACCAGUGACCAGUACAUCUAUACCAACUAAAGGUACAGUAAAUAGUCGUCAUAAUAAAAGUGUUCGUGUUACCCGUUCAAAAGGUGUACGAAGUGAAAGGCGGUCUAAUUCUAUGUCUGAUGCACAUUCGUAUUUAUUAAGAGGAAACUCCUUGAAUAUGCUGCGUUAUGCUUGCAUAAACAAUUUAUCGAUUGGUAAACGCCUAUUUCUACCUCAUGAAUACCAUCUUACAACAUUAUCAUCAUCAAGUUCAGUUAAAGUAGAAAAAGAAGUGAAUUCACUUGAUAUUGAUCCACCUUUCAAACGUUAUAAAAAUUCUACAUCAGUUUUACGUGCUUUAAUUUCAUGCGUACAACCUAUUCCAGAAGCUCCACAUUUUCAACUUGGUCCAGAUUAUACAUAUUUAUCAAUAUUUCGAACACGUUAUCAUUUGUUGGCUAGAGCAAAAGGACGUUUAGCUGCAAGAGUAUCUGCUAGAGACUUUUUUCCGAAUGAUAUUACAACUUUGAGCAAAGAGACUCCACGCAUAGAUCGUUGGGUACCAAUACAAACUCCCGAUGACAUAAUAAAACGUUCUGUCGAUGGAUCAUUAAGUAAUGAUGAAGCUAUGGAUCGAUUGAUUUUACUUCUGGCUCCUAAACAUUCAUGGAAAUUGUACAAUGAUAUAGCUCCUGAUCAUAAAUGGACACCAGAUACUUUGCAUCGUCUAUUAGAUCUCUUAUGUGUUACAAAUGGAGGUGAAGGUGGAUAUUAUUCUCAUUUACUCUUGGAUGAUUAUAAUUGGAGCAGUCUACCUGAUCCGGAUGAAGUUUAUCUUGCUGAUAACUUUAUGAUAUUCAAUAAAUCAAAUAAUGAUGCACAAAGUAUUACUGGACAAAAAGAUACAGAUAAUAAUGAGACUGUAGACAAAGUCGACGACAUCACCGAGGAUACUAUUGCCUCUCUAUCAAAACAUUCUAAUAUUUGGAAUAUACAAACCACUGCAGAAUGUUUAUUUCACAAAGAACAAACUACUUUAAACACACCACAAGCCUAUCGUAGUAUUAUUCGUGGAGCAGCUAGAUUUAAAAAUGCUGAUCGUGCUUUAGAAGUAGCAAAAAUUGCAUGGUCUUCAAAAUACGGUGACAGUUGUCUUGACAUUGUAACCUACAGCCUGCUAAUUCGUUCACUUCAUGGUUUAACCACUGUUAAAACAGGGGAAGAAAAUGUUUGGGAUGUGAUUUUGAAUGUAUUAGAACAUGUGAAAGCCUGUGGCGAGCCGAUAAAUAUUUCAAUCUAUACAAAUAUUCUGUACACUUUAGCCCAGACGACUGUGAUGUUGAAGUCAUCGCCAUCCUCUUCCCCUUCACCCAAUUACAAUUAUGUUCCAAUUGGUUUAGGCAUAUUAGGUGAAGUAAGACGAUUAAAUUUAAAACCAGAACUUGGUACCCUAGCCAAUUUACUGUUAUUAAUUUAUGAAACUCCAGUUCCUGUGAAUCAACAAUCACCGUCUAUCACUUCAAAAGAUGUUAUCAAUGAAAAGAGCGAGAAAAAAUCAUUAAUGAACCGACCUACAUAUGCAUCUUACAAGUGUUCUAAUUUAUUAAAUCAAUUUCUUGAUGAUUUAGAAGUCUACUUUAACAAUAAUGCUGCUAGUACUAUUACUGUCAAUAGAAAUUCAACGACAACAACAAGGAUUGCCGACACUAAUUGCGGUAGUUCACCGAAACGUUUCGAUGCAUGGACUAUUGAUGAUUACACAUUUUUUCCAAUAGCAAUGAAAUGUGCAUUGAAUGAAGUGAAUAUUGAAUUAGGCGAACGUAUUCAUCAGUUAUUAACGCAUUAUGAAGAUAGAACAUUUUUAUUCUCAAGUAGUAAAAUGAAAUAUCAUUAUACACAUGAUUAUUGUAAACUAAUGUUUUAUUAUGAAAAAUAUGAACAAAAGCCUAAUAGUCAUUUAGUUCAACGUUAUUAUAAUACUUAUUGUCAAUACUUUAAUGUUAUCAUUUCAUCAAAGCUGUUAGUUGAAUAUUUAAUCAAACGUUAUACAAAUAUGUUAAAAUUAUUCAAUGAUGUUGAUAAUAAUAAUAAUACUAAGAAAAAUCAACAAAAGAAAUUGCCCACACCAAAUCAACUACAAGAAAUUAAUGCAUUAAAAGCAACUGUAUAUAGUUAUUUAUGUAGACUAUUAGAUGAUAUAUUGAGCAUUGAAAUUCACUAUUAUCUACAAAAGUCAUUAGAUACUGUUGAACACUUGACAAACCUUCUAUGCGAUUAUGCUACAUUGAAUCCAGUGGAUGCAUUAAAUACAUCCACAAAAGUAUUACAUAUUUUUCAAAAGCUGGAUAAUGAUUUUCUAAAGUCAACAAAUACAAAUACAAAAAGCGAUUCUUCAGUUUCAUAUGAUAGUACAGGAGCACGCAUAGAUCGAUCAGCUGUAAAGAAUUAUAAACAGCUUGUAAAAAUGAAUCUAGGCAAUAGUGUAAGACUGGCUUUUCCAAUUAUUGAAACAUUUGCCUCGGUAUAUGAAAAUAAUAGUAGUAAUGAUAAAGGUAUACAAGAAGAUCGAUUAAUACAAAAGACAAAAUUAAUUGAUACACUACAUGAAUGGUUUAGUUAUGCUGAGAAAAAUCAUUUAAUAUCAUGGGAAUGGGCACCAAAAGCAUUGUCAAUUUUAUGGAAAGAAGAUGAAUUUUUGCAAACAGAUUUUAUGUGGAAUGUUAUACAACAGUUAGCUAAAAGCAGUGAUAAAUUCCUAGAUUGUGAUGCAGAUGAAAGAAAACUGUUAAGGCCAAUUCUAGACAUUUUGGAACAAUCAAUUUCAGUGAAAUCAUCAAGUGAUGAUAUUGAAUUUGCACAACGAUUAAAAUGGUUAAAGGUUGUCAGAACAGUUGUCGACAGGACGGAUGUUCAAGGUGAUGAAACACACGCACCUAGUGAGCAAAUGAAAAUACUGUCUUGA